Messenger RNA from Thlaspi arvense, 444 nucleotides. Lineage: Eukaryota; Viridiplantae; Streptophyta; Magnoliopsida; Brassicales; Brassicaceae. The record is from the annotation of a GenBank genome assembly.
AUGAUUCUUCAAUUACAAAACCAAAUCAAUUCUAAACCAAUAAACGAAUUGAAGCCGACGCCACGUCCUCUGUUCUUGUCCUCUUCUUUCUUGCAACGCAAACUCUCUUCGGCAUAUCAGGAUCUUCACACUGAAAAUUUCCAUACUGUGUCCCUACCUGAAGACAUUGAUGUGUCUUCCGACCGCGUUUACAAUUGGAGUUUCAAGGACCGUCUCUGUGUCUCUGAUUUAAGACAAGGUGUGGAUUCCGACGUGUGGGUUCUUGUGCAGUACGAGGCUAGUGAGACGUGGGAGAGAACUAGGUUUUUAACCAUCGAUGUUGUCAUUCCUCCAUUGAAGUUGAAUUCGGCUUGGUUUUCGCCGUCCUUAGUUUCUCCUUAUCAGUCGUCUUCUCGUCCUACAAAGAGACAGAGUACCUCAGCACAAUGUCAGUCACUUCGCUAA